Messenger RNA from Olea europaea var. sylvestris, 2477 nucleotides. RefSeq lists its product as uncharacterized. Lineage: Eukaryota; Viridiplantae; Streptophyta; Magnoliopsida; Lamiales; Oleaceae. The record is from RefSeq and is a predicted model, not a curated record. The transcript has 3 exons. The coding region runs from base 90 to 2000 and encodes 636 amino acids.
CAUUAACUUCCAGAAGUUGUUGCUCAGUUCAGUUCAGUUCAUUUCAUUUCAAUUAUUAAGUCACGAAAUCACUCCGGAAAGAUCCAAAAAUGGAAAAAGAUAGUAGAAAGAAGAAACAUGCGAAUAAGAAGAAAGACAUUUCUGGGAACAGAAGUCCUCUUCAUGAUUUGAAUGGCCAAGUUCUGAUUCUCAGAAAGAAUUGCAAAAACCGCACAAUUUCUUCUUCUGUUUCCGUUGAAGCUUCCGAAGGCUGUUCUUCUUCAACAAAAACCCUUCCUACAAAAAAGCCGAAACCUCAAUUCAAAUUUACAAACUGUACCGCCCAAAAAUCAGCAACAGCUGGACGAGGUAGUUCAAUGGUGCUCAGAUCUAAGGAAGAUGAUAUUCGCAAAAAGCUCAUUUCUCAGAAGCAACGGAAGAACCAUUCUCUCCUGUAUCGGAGGAACAUCAAUAAAAAAUCAACCCUUUCCUCUGGUCCUCGCAAUCCAGUGAAUACACUGAAGAAAGGGUUCGAAGAACUUGGGGAAAAGCUAAAGAACUUGCAGGAAAGUGGCCCAGGAAAAGCAGUAUGUGGCUCUGGUUUAGAAUUUGCAAAUUUACAUGAUAAUAAGAAUAUAAGAGAAGACUCAGCUUCAAGAACAAUUGAUAGUAAUGGUAGUACUGCUACUAAAACUCCUCCUGUUGAGGCCUCUGUGUCUCCUGAGAUUCAAUGUGGGUCUCACUCAAAUGUGUUGGUUUCCGCAGCAGCUGUGACACCUAUUUGUUAUGGUGCUGGGCACCUUGUCUCGGGGGUUACGGAUAAGAGAAAGUGUAGAUCGAGAGGGAUUCUCACUGUAGGUGGUGAAAACGCAAAUCUUUUUGAAUAUGGAAGUAAUGAGGGGAAAGUGAUUGACGAAUCUCAGGCGUCUUUGAUUCCGAUGCCUGCCGAAGCUUCAUUGCUCUGGCUAUUGCCUCCAUGUGAUGAGGAGUACGAGGGAAAUGAUAGUGAUUUGGAAAAGAAGUUGGAACGCUGUAGGAAGAUACCUGGGAAUGAUUCUGUGUUGCUUGAUUUAGGAUCUUCUCCUUCAACAUUAAGUGGUAAUGCAUCUGAUUUCGAUAGCUACGGGGUCAGUAGUAAUGUAGGUGAUACAGAAAGUACUGGGAAAACAAGGAUUGUGUGGCGUUCUCCAAGAAGAGUUCCCGAGCAGCAGGCAUUUUCAGGGCCUUCUUCCAGAAAAAUAGAUGAGUUUUUCUUAGUUGAUACUUCUCAUUGCACACCUAUGGAUAAGACUAUCAAUUCAAGAGAGGACAAAGACUACAGUUACAAUCAGAUUGGAGAUAGUGCUGCAGUGUCUGUUGGUUCUUUAAGUAGUGGAAAUGUCAUUCAGACACCAGAUUCAAAUUCAAGCUCAGAAAGGCAUUUUGAUGACUAUGAACAUCAAAGAAUUCACUUCAAAUCGGAAUUUGAGUUGGUGACAGAUAUACUACAUGGAGCGAGCCUGUCACCUAGAAGUAAGAUGUCAAUAUGUGAUGCAAGUGGUUUUGAUAUGCAUUUCACUGACUUGGCUUCACAUUCUGAUUCUAUUGACCUCAACCAACUUCCUCAAAAAAGUUUGGGCAAAACUUCUUCUGUCUUUGAUUCAAUGUCAGAGAAUCUGUCAGUAUCCCAGAUGAGGAUAUCAUGGAUGGAUGGACUGGUGAGCCAGACGCAUGAGAUGGAUAGAUUUGAUUGUUGCAGGUGCUUGUCAGAUGAAGAAGUUGAUGCUGAGGGAUGCUCCGACAAGCAUCAAAUGGCUUAUCCAGGGAUUGAAUCUGGUGCAAACAAAGAAUGCGAUAUGUUGAGAAACAGUGGUCUCAAAUCUCCUGUGCUGGACUGUGAAUCUACAUUUCUGAGAAUAGAGAAGCCAUUAUCGCCACAUAGACGAAACUCAUGUGCUGAGUCCAUAAGCACAAAUGGCGGUGGCUUAGUUGCUUCAGGGGAUUCAGAUUGGACAAUUUGCUGCAAAGACCACUUCUUUUAAGUCUGAUAAUUACGAAAAUUUCUUUGAAAGUAAGUUAUUUUUCUUUGCCUUAAGGUUGAGAUGUUUUCUUCCUGUUGAUGCUAACUUUGGCGAGGAUCUAUAAUAUACUGCAGACUUAAAAUUCUGUAGACUUGUCCUUAUUGGAUCUUGUUCUAUGAAGAAGCUUUACAUUGACAAUCUGUAAAAAAUGAACCUUCAUUAAUAUCCUGUUUAUUAGUAUAGGACCACCAUUUCAAGUGAAUUGCUUAAUCAGCUAUAUGGUAAUUUGAGGUUUAAGAUUUGGUUGGGUUUUAUGUUGGAAUUGAGUAGCUUUUGUCUUCACUGAGGUGUACGGCUUUGAAGUUUUUCUAUAGCAUAGUGUUUUUUUUUUUUUUGGGGAAUUGUAUAUGUGAUUGGAGGACUUUUUUCACUGUGAUGUUUAAUUUUAUUGCUUCUUUCUCACCCAUCUGAAAACUUAAUAUACAUUGUUUAUUCUUU